UUAUUUUCAGUGUGGUUUUCUACUUGUAACGUUAUUGCCUUUUCUGCAGUCAUGAAAUCUUUCCUUUCUCUCUCUGCAUUCUUCCUCUCACUUCUCUUGUUUGCUAACACCAUAGCAGCAAGAACAGAUCCUGUGGAAUAUUGGAGAGCUAUAAUGAAAGAUGAACCCAUGGCGGAAGCAAUCCAAGGCCUUCUCCGCAUCGAUGCUGCUGCCUCAUCUUUCUCCGAUGAAAAACCCGACUGUCAUGAUGCUGAUCAGAGCUUUGCGCCUCAGAAAGAGAAGACUUUUGUUAAGGAUUUUGAGCCAGGACAUCGUGCUACGGCUUAUGACAAUGACAUUAAGCCAGCAGAAGAGAAAUCAUUCUUUAAGGAUUUCAACCCACGGUCUAGCGGAGAAAAGUCAUCAUUUGCUAACGAUUUCGAGCCGAGGCCGAGUGUUACUGCUUACACUGACGAUGUUGGCCUUAAAGGGAAGAAAUUGUCAUCAUUUGCUAAAAGCUUUGACCCCAAACCAAGUGCUACAGCUUAUACUCACGACAUUGGUUCUAAAGAGAAGUUGUCAAGUGCUAAUGAUUUCGAACCGAGACCAGGUGUUCCUGCUUGCACCGACGAUGUUGGCCUUAGAGAAAAGAAGUUGUCAUUUGCUAAUGAUUUCGAGCCGAGGCCAGGUGUUACUGCUUACACAGACGAUGUUGGUCUUAAAGAAAACAAAUUGGCAUUUGCUAAAGAUUUCGAGCCGAGGCCAAGUGCUACUGCUUACGUUGACGAUGUUGGCCUUAAAAAAAAGAAGUUGGCAUUUGCUAAAGAUUUCGAGCCGAGGCCAAGUGCUACUGCUUACGUUGACGAUGUUGGCCUUAAAAAAAAGAAGUUGACAUUUGCUAAAGAUUUCGAGCCGAGGCCAAGUGCUACUGCUUACACCGACGAUGUUGGCCUAAAAAAAAAGUUGUCAUUUGUUAAUGAUUUCACGCCGAGGCCAAGUGUUGCCGUUGACACUGACAAUGUUGACCUUUAAAACAAGAAACAAUUUGUCAGUGAUUUUUAACCAAGGCCAGAAGCAAGCAUUUACGAGGGUUGAAAAGAUUGCUUUCAUGCAGGAAUUGCCUCUUUAAUUAUUAUCUUCGACUAUUUCUGUAGUAUGAAGCUGUACCCGUACGUGAAGGUGUGUCUGUGUGUUUGAGAAAUAAAGAAUUGUGUUAUGUGUGUGUAUUAGGCUCACGUCAACUAUUGUCAAAAAGUUAAGGUACUGUUGUAAUGAUUGAAUGUAUGAAAUAUAAUUAGAUGUUGAGCAUUUUAUGUAUAUGAUUAGAUA
Theobroma umbraticum is the source of this 1308-nucleotide messenger RNA. RefSeq lists its product as uncharacterized. Lineage: Eukaryota; Viridiplantae; Streptophyta; Magnoliopsida; Malvales; Malvaceae. The record is from RefSeq and is a predicted model, not a curated record.